AUGGCCGACCUGGACGUCGCCAGCCACUACAACCUCCCCUCCGAAUUUCCCGACGAAUGGCCUGCAGCUUUGGAUGAAGCGGACCAGCCUGAAGAGGAGCCAAUCCAGCGAUCAGACUCCCGCCCCCGCAAAUCGCGAUACAUCGCCCUCGAACGAAGCCCCAGCGAUUGGAGGAGCAACUUCGGCCCACGUCGAGGAAAGGAUGGCAGAGAAAAUGCGCAGAAGGACGAGCCAGAUCCAUUGGGUACGAGUGACAGUGUCCUCCGAAUCCUCAAACAACGAGGCAUACCGCUAGAGGAGGAGAAUGGAAAGCGCUCACGGUUCUUGUUGUCGUCAACAUCAUUCUCGCCCGCGCUCUUUCUGUCCCAGGCGCAUUCCUCGGCAUCUAUUGAAUCAUUAACCAGUGGUCUGGAUAAUCUAUCGCACUCGAUUGAUCAAAAGUCUGCGUCGCUGAAGGUCUUGGUGGAGGCCAAUUUCGAGCGCUUCGUGCGCGCCAAGGCAACCAUUGAUAGUGUCUACACCGAGAUGAGGAAUCAGGGCGUUGAGAAGCAACCAGGUCUUGGGCCUCGCAGGUCAGGACACUUCCGCAGCUAUUCCGGCCAGCAGCGAAGUGUGUCCCCCGCCCCAGUGGCGGCUAAGAAGACAGCACUCGUGAAGGAAAGCGAGUACGGCAUGAAGGGCAUUCGUGGCCCGUUGGUUGAGGCAUCUGUCAAAGCAGAGGAAGUCUGGGGCCCAGCUCUUGGUGGUCGUGAGCGAGAGCAAAUGCUGAAGUCCGUGGUCGAAACCAUGGAGAAGAACCGGGAUGUUUAUGAGAUUGGAAGUCAUUUGGCAAAGUCUAUUCAGCAACGCGAUUACGAAGCUGUCUUUGAGCAGUACACUAAGGCGAGAACACUUGCCAACCAAGCCAAGGACAUUGCAGACCGAGCUUCAUCCAGCUCUAAUCGACAAUUAAGCGACACUGAAACGCACGCUAUUUUAGCUAUGGGCCGAAUGUGGCUAGAUGUUGACCAACAGAUCCACGAUUUCAAGCGGGAGCUCUGGAAGCGUCUUGCGGAUGCGCCCACUAUAUCAACUACAACCACCGCGUUAGGUCCCGUCGAGGAGCACAUGGAACUGAUCGGGGCCUUGUUGGAGCUCGGCGUUGAAGAGAACCCGAUCCAGAUAUGGCUUCAAAGUCGCUUCGAAUUCCUGAAGGCCAAAAUCGCCGGUUUCUCGGAGAGAUGCAAGGUCGAAAUCGAGAUCCUGCGGCGAAGACUUGCUGGUGGCGAGAACCCAACUGCACAAGCCACUGCGUCCUAUCUACGCCUGGCGCCCCGGGAGGGUACCACAGAAAGUCCAGAGAGAUUCGAUACUGACCAAGUUAUUGAACUGUGGGAAUGUAUACAAGCAUUCUUGAACCGACUUCUAUCUUCACAAAAUGGUUUGCUUGGUGAAGUCUUGGACUUCUGGGAAGUGGCACAAUCUUUUAUCGACGGCAAUCGGCAACGUCUCUUGCCUGCCGGUUUUGAAGGGGAGAGUCGCAAACAUCACCGACUAUCUCCCGAGAGUAUCAAACAGCUAGAGAGAGGGGUGGUGGAGCUUGUCAAUCUCAUUCGCGAGAAUGUUUUGCUUCUUUUCGCAGAGCCUCCCAUCGAAGAUGUUUCUAUACUCUUCUCGCCUGUGCCACCGAGUCCUUCAACCCCCGAAUCUAGAGGCAUCACACCGACAGAGUCCCGGUUCAAGCUGGACCCCAAGAAUCUGCCGUUCCCUCCUCCAAAACGGGGAGAACACUGGGAGGAAUAUGCAUUCUGGCCUCCAUACUCUAAUUCGCUGAGUGGAGUGCAUUACCUGAGUAAGUUCCUCAUCAUUGUGGGAACUGCGGCCAGCGAAAUGGCGGCAUUGCGGCCCGUUGGUGGCAGCGGGAAAACCUACGAUCUUCUCAAGACUCUGGUCAGCGUGGCCAGAGAUCGAUCUGCUCGUGUAGCAUGCGCUUCUUGGAGCAAAGAUGCGGAGGUCUGCAAGCUGCUUGAGGAUUGGACUCGCGAUUCGGAGAAGCGUGAUCUGACAAAAAUGCCUGGUUUCUUCGUGGCGUUUGAAGGGGCGAUCUUGAGCGGCAUGCAAAAGAUCCUUUAUAUAUCAGAAGCCAUGGCAAAGCCGGGUACUGUGGAUGUUGUCACCCAGCCUCCUGCAAAACUUCUCCAGAUGGUCCGCGCACAGUUCGUGUCCAGUGUUUACAAAGCACUGAGCGGGCUCGUGGAAAAUGCGGAGCGUGUAACCACAGCUGAAGAGGAAAAUGAGUGGAUAAUUGCUCGACCUGCUUUGACAAGCCAAGUCACAGAUGCUGCCAUGUCGAUACUUUCAGCAGAUUCAGUCGAUUCCUUGAACCGGAACGUUCGAAUCCUUUUGACUCUAUCCAAUCUCAAAGCACUACAGGCUGACCAUGUCCCACAACUGAUCUCCAACUUCGAGACAUCUUUCUCAGUAAAGCUGACGGAAGAGGCAAAGACUGUCCGGGACGUCCUCAGCCAAAUCGAAGACAGACUGUUCCAGUCCUAUGUCAACCCCACCAUAGCUUUGUUGGAUAAAACAAUCUCCGCCGGAAUUGCCUCACCAGACUGGGAGCCACCAACCGAACGGCCAGAACAGGUCCGGCCUUAUGUGUACAACGCCAUGUUAACCAUGGUCUUAGUGCACACGGAGAUUUCCACAACCAUUCCAUCCACCGUAUCCUCGGUAGCCAGCCGAAAUUCGCCAAACGCACCUUUCUCCCUGCUGGCCACUGUUCUCACACAUCUCCUGUUCAAAAUUUCCUCUUCUCUACUCGCGGCCUUCCGUGCUCGGUCUUCGUUCUCGCUUGCCGCUUUAAUGCAGGCUACCUUGGAUACUGAGUUCAUCGCACAAACGCUCGCUCUAUAUUCAACAGAGGAGGCAUCAAAUGUGCAAAGUCAGAUCUACGUGGAGCUCGAUCGCCGGACUACAAAUGAAGCCCGAACAAAGCUCCAGGCUGAGCUAGGCGAGAUGCGAGUAGUACUGAAAAACCUCAGGGACCGCACGAAGGGCGAAUUCGCUUGCUUCAGGAAGCCCAGAAGCACGGGCGGCAGCUCUAAAUCUUCAACUUAG
This is a messenger RNA of Penicillium olsonii, 3099 nucleotides long. NCBI's taxonomy places the organism in Eukaryota, Fungi, Ascomycota, Eurotiomycetes, Eurotiales, Aspergillaceae. The record is from the annotation of a GenBank genome assembly.